Saccharomyces paradoxus is the source of this 393-nucleotide messenger RNA. RefSeq names its product histone H2B (gene HTB2). Gene Ontology annotation, biological process: nucleosome assembly. Bases 1 to 393 code for a protein of 130 amino acids. The record is from RefSeq and is a predicted model, not a curated record. Gene Ontology annotation, cellular component: nucleosome. The transcript has a single exon. Lineage: Eukaryota; Fungi; Ascomycota; Saccharomycetes; Saccharomycetales; Saccharomycetaceae. Gene Ontology annotation, molecular function: DNA binding; protein heterodimerization activity; structural constituent of chromatin.
AUGUCUUCUGCUGAAAAGAAACCUGCUUCCAAAGCUCCAGCUGAAAAGAAACCAGCUGCCAAGAAAACAUCGACUUCUGUCGAUGGUAAGAAGAGAUCCAAGGUUAGAAAGGAAACCUACUCCUCUUAUAUUUACAAAGUUUUGAAGCAAACUCACCCAGACACUGGUAUUUCUCAAAAGUCUAUGUCUAUUUUAAAUUCCUUCGUUAAUGAUAUCUUUGAAAGAAUCGCUACUGAAGCUUCUAAAUUGGCAGCUUAUAACAAGAAGUCCACUAUUUCUGCUAGAGAGAUCCAAACUGCCGUUAGACUUAUCCUACCUGGUGAAUUGGCUAAACAUGCUGUCUCUGAAGGUACUAGAGCUGUUACCAAGUACUCCUCCUCUACUCAAGCCUAA